Cladocopium goreaui is the source of this 4662-nucleotide messenger RNA. The record is from the annotation of a GenBank genome assembly. NCBI's taxonomy places the organism in Eukaryota, Dinophyceae, Suessiales, Symbiodiniaceae.
AUGCCCAGCGGUCCCAACGAACCUAUUUGGCGCAUGAAUGGUACCGAAACGUCUCGCAAGGACCUGGAUGCUAAAUCCGAGCUGUUUGCCAAGAUCCAGAUCGACCCGAACCCAGCGUCCCUCUCUUCAAAUGACAUCAAACGCUGCUUGAAGGAGUACGGGGUGACGGAAUACACCGAUGCUUUACUUUCCCAGCUCUUGGAGAUCGAAGUCUUUUUGCCAUUGGUAGGUACUUGGGAGCAUCGCAAGUUUGGGCGAAGCUACAAGAUUCAUCUCAGCAAACAUGGGAAACUUCUUUGGCACGGUCAGCACAUCGAUGGGGAGCCCUUGCGUGGGGUUCUUGAACCAGAAGGCAGCUGGAUUUGCAGUGAACUCUACACACCCAGAGAGGAGAAAGUUGGUUCCGUGCGUCUUCGGCAUGGACCUGACUGGAAUCAGUUGAGCCUGAACUUCAAGACCAACUCAGUGACAACUUGGGGAGCCGAUGUUUGCGCCAUGCGCGCCUCUGACGAACUGCAAAUUUGCCGACCGCCCUUUGAGACGACAAUCGCAGACCUGUCGCUCCAUCCCCAGAGCAAAACCCAGUUGCCAAAAGGGGCUCCAGUGCAGGCGGCCUCCAUUGCUGCAGCAGCUGAACUUUCUAGUUUGAGACUGCUGCAGUUGAAGGAAUGCUUGAAGGAGUAUGGUGUCACGGAAUAUGGACGCUUCUGCAAUCACAAAGAAUCUCUAGUGGAACUCCUCCUGAAGGUCGAAUCUGCUGUGCCCUUGGUUGGAAGAUGGCAGUAUGGGAAGCCUCCGAACCGAAAGAGCUACCAAAUCAGACGGCUGACCAGCGGAUUUCUGAAGUGGGAAGGGCCACAUUCCAGAGGUGGCAUGUUGAGCGGCAUUUUGGAGGAUGACGAUGGCUGGUUUGUGGCCCAACUGACCACCAAUCAAAACGAGACCAUGGGAUCCAUCAGACUUCGACAUGGUCCAAAGUGGAAUGAAAUCAUCUCAAACUUUCGAAGUCACAUGAUGAGCGAAUGGGGCAGCAACAUUGUCGCUGAACGGGUUGGAGAAGAAGAGCCCUUGAGACGCCCGAAUUUCGAGGAGUCUGAAUCAGAGGAAGAGGACAACAUCCUGACCGACAUUUCCGAAUUGUCAGCGCAAGAAGUGAAGCUUUGUUUGAAAGAGUAUGGCGUCACCAAGUUCAAUGACGUUGAAACGCGAGAACAACUGGUGGCGAUGCUAGAAAAAGUUGAAGAUUCUUUGCCUUUGCUUGGAACCUGGCAGCAUGGACGACAUACCAAGCAAUAUGAGAUUCAACAGACAGAAGACGGUCAGCUGCUUUGGGAAGGCCCACACAUUUUCGGUGGCACUCUGGUGGGCGUUCUUUACGAAGACGCUGACUGGUUGAGAGCUGAACUCUUUACUUGCAAGGAGGAAUCGGAACAAGUUGGUUCAGUGAAGAUUUCCCACGGCCCAGACUGGCACGAGAUGACGCUCAAGUUCAUGCCCAGCAAUUCUGAUCAAUGGGGCGAUGAUAUCGUGGCAAAACGGAGCUCCAAGGAGCAGACCCCUCGGCGUCCAAAGCCUCUGCCGGCCAUACGAGACCUGGCAGACCUGGACUGUGAUGAGUUCAUGGAAUCGCAGUACUGGGAGUCCUUGGAGGUACUAAGCCAAGCUCUGCGCGUGGAACACGCAGCCUUGCCCCCUUUGGAGCGAAGAGCGAAGAGCUGGGCGCGCAGUGUCGCCUUUGCUCAAAUGACUUUGGGGAUGCGAGGGAUCCCGAUGAAAGGAGGAGCCGAGCAGGGAAACUUUGUGAUUUGGGUGCUGGGUGCCACCUGUGAAGUGGAAGUGUCCUUAGCCGAGCAAGGAUAUUUCAAGGACAUGAACUGGUUGGACCGGGCCCCAACGAAGGUGUACAUCAUUGGUGAGAAUCUACUGGAAGAUUUUGUGGAGGAAGGAAAGGCAAAAGUCUUGAAGGAGACGGUGUCGGCCUCUGUCACCAAAGAAGAUGCGGCUACCUAUGUGGUGGUCUAUUCAAGAGUCUUUGUACGAGACCACCCUUCAGUGGAUGGCAAGUAUGUUGGAGAUCUCUUUGAAGGGACCGAAGUACACGGCCGCGAAGAAGGUGAUUGGCUACGCUUAGACCCAGCAAGUGCUGAACUCUGCGUGCGAAUACGCCAGAAGAAUUCAGGACCCACAUGGGUCUUGAUCGAUGGAAGGCAACUGGGCCUUGGUCGACUCUUGGAGAAAAAAGUGGUGCCAGAACCGGAGUCGCCAACAGGAGCUGCUCAAUCAGCGUUUCCGAUCAUCCGCACCGCCUGCUACGAAGAUUUGCCUUCGCUGUGGAAAAGCGAUCCACCGGAUUUGGGGGUCAUUCUGAUGCCCAACUUCACCAAAACAGCGCCGGAAGAUCCACAGCAGGGUGUCAUCCCCAACAACAUCUUUGAGAUGUUGGGUGGUCUUCCAGUGGUCGUCUCCAGCAGAUGUCGCCUGCAAUCUUUGAAUUCCCUGGCUGAUGGCGUCCUAUUGCCGCAGAUGAGAUGCCCCUUCUCAGCCGGUGCAGGAGAUCCAAGUCUAAAAUACGACGACAAUGGCUGGAUCUUCUGUGCUACUGCAAAUGCCCUGGCAAAAGCGGCGCUGGUGUGCCCAGAGCCGGCCUUGCCAACAGGAAAGGUGAAAAUCAUGUUUUGGGGUAUAGUUGACCUGAAGUACGAUCAUCACAAGCCCCUCUUGGAACGAAUUCGAGUCCUCGAAACAGGUGAUGGAAGGAUCUCCAGAUUCUCAGGUGAUGGAGCGCCAAUACAGAAGCACUUUGAAGACCACUACCAGUUGCAGGAACAGGAAGCCGCCUUGCAGACUUACAACUUCAUCUCAAAGGACAAGAAGCUCACGCAUGACUUGUUUGAUGCCACUGGCUAUGCCCACAUCAUUCCUCGACAGGUUUGCUUCCCUCGAGUGUAUUAUCCUGGCAUUGCCAGCCAUAUCUCGGCUGAGUUGGGCUUGAGAGAGGAGGAUGAAGAGGAGCUGGUCGUUCUAAAGCUUUGCAACCGGUCUCGCGCAGCAGGUGUGCUCAUUGUGCCCUUGAAGGAUCUUGAAAAGGUACUGCAAGAAAUCUUGGAGCCUCCUGCAAAGUUGCAAAGUUGGUUUGAACCUCAACUGGAGCGAUUGAAAGAAAACAGCGCCCGCGAUUUCGGCGUGGUCAGAGAUUCCUUCGAAGAGCAUGUGAGGCAUUGGUGGGCCAACGAGAGCCCAAGCUUUGUAGCAGAGCGCUGCUGCAGCUCCAUGCCCACCAUGCGUGAUGGCCGCUGCUACGAUGGCACCAUGCGUGUGACUUUUGCCUUGCGACGUAGGCCUGGAGCAUCUGAAACUUUGACACCGGAGGAUAUCGAAGUGGAUUGGCUUGGAGGUUACUGGAAGCUGCCUAAUGCUGACAUGAGCUCGAGCUUGCUUCGGGAGCGCAUCAUUAGCCAAGCCAAGACUGGCACAGCUCCGGUUCAGCCGUACAUUUUGAUGGAGGUCUAUGGAGCGCUGAGCUCCGCCCUGCAGCAGCUCUUUGGUGCUGCGGAGUUUACCUCCGAGCGCUUGAGGGAACAAUACAAGAGUCAACCGGAGCUUGCAGCAUACCUCAUUGCCAGACGAGCCCUGUCAUUGCGACCAGAGCAGCGCUUGCAGAGUUUAUGCGAUGUGGAGAGAUCCAUUGCCAGAUUCACAGUCAGUCCUGCCAAAUCUUGCGUUGAGUCCUUCGUCCAUCGGGCACAUGGUGUCCUUAUCGCUCGUGGAAGCGGCUCAGAAAGGUGGAAAGAAGCGCGUGGGCAUUUCCAACGUGCUGUGGACGCACACCCAUCGAAUUCCAACGCUCUCUUCCAGCUAGGGAUGUGUGCUUUGGAAUUGGGGCCCUUAGAGAUGGCUAUUGAGCUGAUGAACAAGAGCUUGCUCCUGGAUUCUGAUUUCCGGGCUCCCUAUGUGAAUCUUGGCGUAGCUUACUUGCGACAAGCCGCUCAUGCGGACGAUCCUCAUAAAGCGCAGGACUUCUAUCUUCGAGCCAUGGAGAUCUCAGAAGCAUGCUUGAUGCGCCAUCCGGCCUCGCCGCAAUGCAACUAUCACAUUGGUGUUGCCUGCACGCAGUUGGCCUUUUAUCUCCAGGAUGGUGAAGGCGUCGACUGCAAAGACGCUCGCUUCAUCGAGCUCCGGGGACGUGCGGCAAGGGAGUUUCUGGAAGCCAGGGGCAGUGUUGAAGCAGCGCGGCGCCUUAGUGACUGGCAAGAAGCCCAGGCGCGUGGUAUCGCCAAAAAGCAGCAAGCACCCUGGCUCUCGGUGGACGACAAGAUGUUGCAAGCCGUCGAAGUGCACAUGAUGCAAGGUCAGACCUUGAAACCGAUCAAGAUCCCAGAAUUCAUUGGCUGGCGCCUGUUUUUCUGGCGUGUCUAGGGCUAGGUCUAGGUGGUGAAUGGUUCACUUCAGAAGGUUUUAAUCUCCUCCCGGGCUGCUGUUGCUUGAAGGGGGUUGACACAUAGGAUUCUAUGAUCCAGCACCAGAUUCGGGCUGUCGCUUAGAGAGGGAUACCAUGGGUGCGGAAUCUGAACUAUUUUAGCAAAGUUGCUGGGGAGGCUUUACCAACCCUCCGACUUGAUGUUCCUAGGUCUUGCAGUGACUCACUGUAGGACAGUCGCGACG